Neltuma alba is the source of this 911-nucleotide messenger RNA. Its product is annotated as basic leucine zipper 19-like. The transcript has 2 exons. The record is from RefSeq and is a predicted model, not a curated record. Lineage: Eukaryota; Viridiplantae; Streptophyta; Magnoliopsida; Fabales; Fabaceae. The annotation marks the transcript as partial. Gene Ontology annotation, molecular function: RNA polymerase II cis-regulatory region sequence-specific DNA binding; DNA-binding transcription factor activity, RNA polymerase II-specific. Gene Ontology annotation, biological process: regulation of transcription by RNA polymerase II; DNA-templated transcription.
UAGAGCUUCGGGGUCAGCCCAACUGUAGUUUAGCGGAAAAUCUCAAUCAACAAGUUACGCUUCUUUGACGAGAAGUAUAGAAGAAUCCAGGAUCGAGGAACAGAGGCAUAGCGAUUCAGAUUUCUGGAGGUGCUUCUUUGGGCCUAAAGUAGCAGAUUUUCGCAGUUACCAUGAUUACUGUAUAUGAUAUUCUCUUCUGUCGAUAAGCCACUGCAAUAUCAUUCAAAGCAAAUAAAGGAAAUAUGAAUGAUGGAGAUGUUGAGCUUUCAGAUGGUUUCUUAUUGUCGAAUCCAGAAUCGUCGAGCAAUGUUCAGUCUUCAACAUCCAUGAAUAAAAUCAAUGAAUUCUUGAGGAACACCAGAACAUGCACCCAUACUCACACUUGCAACCCUCCUGGCCCAGAUGCAGCACAUACCCACACAUGUUACCACACACACACCCAAGUCAUUGCGUCUGAAGAAGAUGAUCAUACAGAUGAUAAGGAGCAUACCAACACAAAACGAAAACGGCCUUCGGGUAAUAGAGAAGCUGUUCGAAAGUAUAGGGAGAAGAAGAAGGCACAGACUGCUUACCUAGAGGAGGAAGUUAAGAAAUUGCGUCUGCAGAAUCAGCAAUUAGUUAGGAAGCUACAAGGGCAUGCACAUCUUGAAGCUGAGGUUUUGAGGUUGAGGAGCAUCCUGGUUGACCUCAAGGGAAAAAUUGACAAUGAGUUGGGUGUUUUCCCCUAUAAAAAGCAGUGUAAUGGCUCUUCCUCAAUCUUUAAAGAGGGGCACACCAACAUGCUGCCCACAGACCGCGGGACUGAUCUUCAGUGUCAGACCAAUUUCCAAUGCUUUGAUCAACAGGCAGGAUUAUCAUCUCAGGUUGGUACCUGUGGAAAUGAAAAUUUUAUGAUUCCAUGUGAAGGGAAC